ACCUUGAUAUCGGUAUGGGCAUAUCAUUCCAGUGAAACGGGGUACGUAAAUACUACAAAGUAUCGAAUUGAAUUGCAAAGAUGAAGAAGAAAGAUUGGUGUUUGAUGGUAUUUAUGACAUGGUGCUGUAGUGUUGUGGCAUACAAUUUCCAUGAUGGCUUGGAUCACCAUUAUAUCUACACGUCCGAGUCUGAGGUUUUAGGGAAGACGAAUAUUACAAUUGUUUGUCACUUAAGAGUCCACCCAGUCAAUCGGUCAGAAGAUGGCAUCAGACUUAACCGGCUAAAAUUAGACAGCAUCGUCAUCCAUCAGGGAAACGAAUUCCUUAUUCAAAACCCGCGAAAAUGGAAUCUCUCGACAGACUUCCUGUUUACAAUGGGCAGUGACGGUUUGAUCGACUUAGUACAUUACCAUAGGGACGAUGAAAUCGAGGCGGUGUUUUUGAAAAAGGCUAUAGUCAGCAUAUUUUCUGCGAAAUCAAGGACUGCACAUAGCGGAUCAGUUGUAAGCUUUACAAACGUCGAAUCGGAUCACUCAGGUCAGAAAAUUCUAUAA
Messenger RNA from Mizuhopecten yessoensis (Yesso scallop), 554 nucleotides. RefSeq lists its product as uncharacterized. Gene Ontology annotation, molecular function: lipid carrier activity. The record is from RefSeq and is a predicted model, not a curated record. Bases 81 to 554 code for a protein of 157 amino acids. Gene Ontology annotation, biological process: lipid transport. Lineage: Eukaryota; Metazoa; Mollusca; Bivalvia; Pectinida; Pectinidae. The transcript has 5 exons.